AUAUGACAGAAGUGUCUUGCACACAUGGCAGUAAACUUAGACAUGGACAAAUAUUGGAUAAACUUACAGUUGAUGAGCCAGUGUUCCAGAUUGCUUCUUCCAGCAUUCCUUCAAAACGAGGCUUGAUAUGUGCACGACAGAAACAUAAGUGUCUUCUUCUGGGUCACAAGACUAGACAUCCUAAACUGAAACAGAAAGAUCACAUAGAAAUUCCUGAUGAAGUGUUGUCCUCUGUGAGUUUUAGUCCCUUCAUAAAAAAUGAACUCCUGAUAUCUACCAACGAAGGCAGUGCUUACUUGUGGGACAUUCAAUCUGGUUCCAAGAAUCGUAUAUUGGUCAAGCCUCAAGAUUCAGAUUGUACAGACAAGUGGUCAUGCACAUACUUUGGUGGUCAUCCUCGGCAAGUUGUCCUGGCUGACAGUACAUCCUUGUCCAUGUUUGAUCACAGAUCUCACUUCAGCUGUAGAACAGAGCUGUUCUCACUGUCACCCAGUCUGACAAGCAAAGAGGAGCUUGUUGUGGCAGCAACAUCCCUUGGAUUUCCCUUGCAUGCAGUUGUCACUGAUUACGGCAUUUUUAUUAUUGAUCAAAGGUUCCCUUUAGCGCCAGCUUUCACAUUAAGCAGUAUUUUGUUGUAUUCUUUUUCUGCAGAGAAGUUGCUUGUUGUAGCAUCCCAGCAGCCACCUGAGGUGAUGUGUUUUCCUUUACACAGUUUGAGCACAGGCCCGGUCACCAGUUCUGUUCUUCCUUGGAAAGUUUCUCAAAUUGGGGACUUCAGUCAGAGCAUGCAUACAUCUUACACCUGUGACCUACUUAAAGCUGAAAAGAGGUUCGAGACAUCGCUGGCUGGGAUAGCUGUGACUAGCCAGCCAGGUGGCAAUGGCUUCACGGUUUAUCAGGUUGAUGGCUAUGGAGACGUCUUCUACCAACCUUAUGUCAGUAAUAACAGGGAAGACUGGUACAGUCUAGCGAGCUGCACUGAAGAAGAGAGACGGGCGGCAGCUGAGCAAGCAGAAACCUGGCUGAAAGCUUUCGACUCACAGGCAAAUACAAGAGAAUCCCAGAUCCCAUGUUUACCAGUGCAGAUAG
Messenger RNA from Candidula unifasciata, 1089 nucleotides. The record is from the annotation of a GenBank genome assembly. Lineage: Eukaryota; Metazoa; Mollusca; Gastropoda; Stylommatophora; Geomitridae.